UAUAUGCCUGCAGUGGAAGAAAUAAGCGGAAAGACGGCCUUUAUUUAUAUAUUUUUCACUUCACACAUACUACAUAUCAUUGCACUGUAGUUCUGUUUCGCUUCGUGAGGGAUAAGAUUAAGAAUACCAAAAAGCCCUAUUUACAUCUUUAAAGGAUAUUAUGUACGGUCAGGACGGAGGUCAAGUUGCCCAUCCUUACGACGGUGGUGGUGGUGGUGGAAAUGGCGGUUAUGUUGGCGGCCGAGGAGGAGGUGGGGGAUACGGUCCUAGUUCUAAAAAUCGCGAUCGAUCCGGUUUUCCCUGUUCUUAUUUUCAAUACAAUGUACACGGAUUAUUCAGUAGGUGCUGGAGGUUAUCAAGGAGGAGACAGUGGAAGAGGUGGUGGCCGUGGUGGAGGAGGCAGAGACGGUGAUUGGCUUUGCCCGAAUCCCAGGAAAAUUUAUCUGUUCUCUGCUUUUGAUUUUUUGUCAAGGAGGCAGGGUACUUGUACGGUUUGUCUUAAACAGCUAAAUUUUGGUUUGUUGAUAUUUCAAUGUCAUUAUUAGUUGCCUAGAUUUGUGAAAUUUAAACUGGUAUGUCUUUGAAGUUGUGGGAAUUUGAACUUUACAAGAAGAGUUGAGUGUAACAAAUGCGGUGCAUCCUCUCCUGUGGGUUCUGUGAUCGUGGUAGUAGUGGUUAUAACAGAGGUAGCACUGGGGGAUAUGGUGGUAACCGUGGAGGUAGAGGAGAUGGGGCUAGAGGGGAUAUGAUAGUGGGAGGAA
Messenger RNA from Gossypium arboreum, 761 nucleotides. RefSeq names its product transcription initiation factor TFIID subunit 15b-like. Lineage: Eukaryota; Viridiplantae; Streptophyta; Magnoliopsida; Malvales; Malvaceae. The transcript is spliced from 2 exons. The record is from RefSeq and is a predicted model, not a curated record. Bases 222 to 545 code for a protein of 107 amino acids.